AUGUCUCGCUCGACUGUCGCUUCAAUACUGGGUCUCACCUGUCUGCUCAUUGAGACGGUCGUGGGUUUGGCGGGCUGGUGGACUUGGUCGCCCGAUACUCUGACUCCUCACUUCGCCUACCAAGAUCCCGGAUCUGGAAACAUUCUUCACAGCUCCUGUACCAGCAAUGGCUCGGCUGCCUUUUCGACAGACAAACCAAACAAAUUCCCUGUCAAGGCCCAACCGAAGGCUGCGACGCCGCUUGCGAUCACGGGCUGGUGGGAUGAUGAUCUGAACACGCCUGUUGCCUCAAUCUUUUACCAAGGAACCGACGACUCGAUCAUCAAUGCGUUUUUCACAUGCGACAAUACAACCGGUAGCUACAAGCUCAAUCCCGACGGCAACGAUGUUGUAUCCGACUUGGCAGGCGUGCCAUCUGUACACGACAAGACUGGCUUAGCUGUGACAGAGCUGGGCGACUCGGGCGGUUACCGUCUCUACUACCACGACGAAGACGGGCUGGUCAAUUUGCUGGCGUACGACGACGAUACCGAUUGGCGAUAUGAUGGACCGGUGUCGCUCAAAAAUACUGGCGGUAUGGCUAUAGCUGCUCUGCAAACAAAGGGCACGAAUGUCUCGGUCGCUUAUCCAUACGAUACCAAGAACAUCGCUGUUGCUCGCUUUAACAAGGAGAAUAAGAACAAAUGGACACUAGAGUCGUUCCCGACACCCUUCGAUAGCCCUGCGCCGACGAAUAAGACCGAUCCUUCAGACAUCCGACUCGAUUCAUCGGCAGGCAGUUCCCUUACACUGGCCUCCAUUGACACCGCCGCUGUCAAUCUCGGUCUUUCGUCCACUACGAAACAACAAUUGUCGCUGUUCUACAUCGGCAAAGAUUCCGACCUGCACGUCAUAUCCCAGACAGACGGCGCUUGGGAAGAGGAGGAGAGCCCCGGGAAGAAACAGUGGCCGCACGCAGAUGACGAGUCAGGACGAGUGGCCGUGGUAUCUCCUCUCGAUACAGAUCAGGUCUGGGUGUACUAUACAAGCGGCGAAAAGGUUCUGGAGCUGCAUAAGAAUGGAAAGGGAACGUGGGAAAAUGCCAGGACUCCUGACUUGAAGAGCGCGACGAAUGCGAAACCCGAUUCGGGCGAAUCUGAUGGAAGCGGCGACUCAACAGACUCGGGUUCUAACGAAGAAGCAACAGAUGAUUCGCCCACGGGCAUCACAACAGGCGCCAAAGCCGGAAUUGGCGUUGGAGUAGGCGUCGGUGUAUUAGCCAUUGCUGCGGCUGGAUUCUUCUUCCUUCGCAGACGACGUCAACAAGCUGCUUCGGAAGAGGGCAAGAAUUCGGUAGGGGAACUGGCAUCGAGGAACAGCUACCACGAGUUAUCGACUGAAGUACACGAACCGCAAGAGAUGCCUUCAAACCAUGCACCGCAAAAGUACGAGUUGUUGGGCGACACAGGGCAUAGAGCUACAUAG
Molecule: messenger RNA, 1464 nt
Organism: Fusarium coffeatum
Lineage: Eukaryota; Fungi; Ascomycota; Sordariomycetes; Hypocreales; Nectriaceae
Exons: 3
Coding region: 1-1464 (487 amino acids)
Source: RefSeq, a predicted model, not a curated record